Dermacentor albipictus is the source of this 2644-nucleotide messenger RNA. RefSeq lists its product as uncharacterized. The record is from RefSeq and is a predicted model, not a curated record. NCBI's taxonomy places the organism in Eukaryota, Metazoa, Arthropoda, Arachnida, Ixodida, Ixodidae. Gene Ontology annotation, molecular function: CoA-ligase activity.
ACAGAGGCACUAGGUUACACCGCUUCCGAAGAACACGGUGAAUUUGCAGCCGCAUCAGGAGCACGGCUUCAGUGUCAGCCCUUGUCUCACCUCGCGAUCGUCCUAGAUGCACCGCUGCAGAUAGCGCAUAUGUAUGCGUAACGUCCGCGCCAAGCGUUAUCCGUAGCUGAAAGCAUAUUAGUGUCCCGGAAGGUCGCUUCGUCUAAGUGUAAGCAAAGUUCUCCGGUGCGUCAGACGAAUGAGUCGGGAACAACGCUUCCAAAGGGGCGUACAAGUCGACGGUGCAACACAUAGCACGGAUUGCGACAGCCCCGGCUUUUCAUCCGUUGACUUCGGAUACAACAGAGACACGGAGUCAACUUUGUGUGUAAGCUUCAGAUGCCUCUCGUGAAAGACCGCAUCGUGCACUCUCCCUUCCCGGACGUCCACAUACCAGAUUGCACAUUGUACAACUUCAUCGCAAGAUUCCUAAAGCGAUAUGCGGACAAGAUUGCCUUUGUGGAAGGGGACGAGAGCAUGAGCUACGCGUUCCUGCAGACGCGCCUGCACCAAUACGCCAUGGGCUUCCACAAGCACGGCUUGAGGCGUGGUGACCGUUUCAUCGUAGCCAUGGACAACACGAUCGACGCGCUGAUCUCCAUCCUGGCACUGAUGUUCUCGGGAUGCGUGGCGUGUUUCGCCAGCGGGCCCAGAACAUCGCAUGAGUUGGUUUAUCAAGUCAAAGACGCCGGGGCAUCGUUCUGCCUCACGGACAGCGAAAACUUGGCGUAUAUCCUCGACGAACAGCAUCGGUGCCGUUUCAAGAUGAUAUUCGUGAUGCGGGACACACCAGGGUUCGUGUCCGUGGCCUCGUUUCGGAAGAUGCCCGAGAUGGCGCUUCUGGAGCUUCAGGAAGAAGACACAAAGAAGGCGCUUUGCGCGAUCGCUUACACGUCGGGCACCACGGGCGAUGCCAAGGGAGUUAUGGUGUCGCAGUACAGUUUCGUAGCCGCUAUCCAGAGUAUCAGGGCAAUGAAGUGCGCCGGUGAAAACGAAGUGCUCAUGGUAUUGUGGAACCUGUACUCCGUGAGCGCGAUACGCCUCUUCAUGGAAGCGCUCUGCAACGGAAGUACGUCGGCAAUCGUGAAGCCGAAGCAUGGAAGUGCAAAGAUAUUUGAAGCGAUCAAGAAGCACAACGUGACGACGCUGUACGGAUCGGCCACACCCUUGCAGCGGCUUGUGCGCGAAGCGCUCAGCGCGGGCGAGACGCUGAAGAGUGUCACACGCGUCGGCAGCAUCGGCGGCACUCUGCCCGAGACAGCCGUGGAGCAAAUGCGGAGCGUGUUCGACCUGCGCCAGCUAGGGCACGCGUACGGGCUCACCGAGGCCGCCGGCUUGGUUCUGGCGCCACCGAUUCAUGACGUCACCGUCGCUUACCUCGGCUACGCGUGCCCUGGAGUGCUCAUCAAGGUGGUUGACGUCACCACAAGAGAGCCCCUUCCUGCUGAAAGAACUGGCGAAAUUUGCGUGAAGAUUCCUAGCGUCAUGAUGGGUUACUUAAACAAACCGGAGCUUACAAAGCAGGUCCUUGACUCCGAAGGCUGGCUUUUGUCCGGAGAUUGCGGCUACUACGACGAGGGCGGCCGCGUGCACUACAUAGACCGGCUCAAGGACACAAUUAAGUGCCGCGGCUUCCACGUUCCAACUCCGGAGCUGGAGCAUCUCAUCAGCUCGAUGGCCGAAGUGAGCGAAGUGGCCGUAGUCGGCGUGCCCUCUGCCGAGUACCAGGAUGCACCGAUCGCGUUCGUUGUGCCCAAGCCCCCCGCCGUCGGAAGCGUUGCUCUCGCCCUCAAGAUCAAGCAGUACGUGGCAGCAAAAACGCCGAGCCACAUGCACUUGUAUGGAGGCAUAGUCUUCACGGAUAGCCUGCCACGGAACGAAAUAGGAAAAGUACUGAAGAGGGAGCUUAGAAAGAUCGCGGCUGACAAAGAUACGAUCAAGCUCUGAAGCAAAUUGCGUAAUAAUACGUCAUGGGCUGGGGUUUGUUCUUUGAACCUGACGCUGCCAUUAACUUGAUAAAUGAUUUGCGUAUUAAUAUGACAUGGACGAAGUUUUGUUAUUUCACGUGCUCGGAAGGAACCCGACGCCGGCGUUAACAGACUGGGAGAUCUUGCGCAAUCCACGCUUGUUUUGCGUCUCAUUUCAAACGUUCCUCUAGUUUGGCAGUUUUGUCUCCUAUAAGGCAGCAAGCCUUUCUUGAUGGCAUAUCGCAGUCAUGAACGUAUCUGCAGUGCACAUAUGGCGGUAAUCGUCGCAUUUCUUGGUACGUCGAAGCAUUUAACUAGUGUCACCACGUCAUUCUCUGACGUGCUCUUUACUGUUCGCUUAUGAUCACGACUACCUUCGUCAGGAACGCUGAGUACUGCUGUAGCACAGAGCACUUGUGUUCAGCUGACAUGAGAGGGGGUCAAGAUGCUUCUGAUAAAUGAAAUGAGUGCAUUUGUUACGCUUAGUGUCCAGUGUUUCAAAACUCUUAUCGGCAAACAGUCCGCAGGUAUACAAGCUGCAUCAAGUAAUGCGAGUGUGAUAUAGUAGCGCCUAAAGUACUGCACUGUAAUCGAUAGAAAAUAAAAUGCUUCUGUACGCAAGUAUUUAACACACUGAA